Colletotrichum lupini is the source of this 3912-nucleotide messenger RNA. RefSeq lists its product as uncharacterized. NCBI's taxonomy places the organism in Eukaryota, Fungi, Ascomycota, Sordariomycetes, Glomerellales, Glomerellaceae. The coding region runs from base 1 to 3912 and encodes 1303 amino acids. The transcript has 19 exons. The record is from RefSeq and is a predicted model, not a curated record.
AUGGCAUCCAAUGGGACGGAGGGGUUCUGGUGGCGGCAUGCUUUCCUUCCUCCUGAGGCCUUCUUGGAAAACAGAAAUAAAAACGGCAAGCAAGUACGGAUACCUUUCCCUCACAUCUACACUGCUUCCUCUGGAAUACAUGCUCCGUACACACAUGCCACUGCGUUAAUCUCAUCGACGGCAUUCUGGGCGAUGCAGCAAAAUGAAGAGCAACGCUUGGCAUCCUCCGUCCUCUCGACAAGCCCAAGCCCAGACUACGCCAGUGUCCAAUAUCCCACGUCCAUUCAGCAAGCCGUAUUCGCGAAGGUUGCGGCCAAGACGGUGCGCAGCCAAGAAACGACCAUAGACACAAAAGAGCACGAAGCGUUACCAGCAACAAAUUGUCACUCAAUACUCCGUACCCAGUACUCCGUACACAGCAUGAAUGAUGGGAUGGGACCGGAGAACGCCCUCGAACACCCUCAUCUCACAAAUUCUCACCCACCUGGCUCGCUCACUCUCACCACUCUCUCACUCUCACUCUCACUGCUCAGUCCCGGUUUACCUCACCAGUCUCUCUCUCUCCCAUGCUUCUCAAACCUAAGCUCACGGUUCACCUGCACAGUACAAAGUACAGGCUACGGUCCCUCAUCGGCCCUUGUCACCCAAGGGCCAACACCGACGAGCCCUGCCCUACCCUGCCAUCCGGAUCCUGUCCACCCCUCCAUUUUUGGUCUGGUGCUCUGUGCGUCUAGCUUGCACUGCACCUCAACCCGCGCACCAAAGCACAUCAGACGGGACGGCAUUCUGUGCCUAUCAUCGGCUGCUGCACAAGACUGGAGCAUCACCCUGCGACUUCGCACCAUGCAGUCCUUAAGCAGUAUGCAAUACUCCCUCCUCUGCCAUUCGCCCAAGGCCAAGGCUUCACCACCUCGUGGUCCGGACCUGGCCGAGGAGAAAAUGGCCACCAGGGCGAACAAGAAUCGCCCGAAACCGCGGGUCGUGGAACCCGGAAAGAAGCCCCAAUGGAACAUGAAGAAAUCAACGAUCAACAUGAGCGGGUACGGAGACUGUACGGAGACCAAAGAAACACCAAUCGUCGGUGUUGGCAUUAGCAUUCACGUAGUGCCUCCAUUGGCGAGCAACACAAGCAGGCUGGCAGCUUCAUUCUUGACCAUCCAUGUCUUAUUCCACAGUAAAUACCAUAGGUAUUGCCAGCGUACGGGUACCAAUUCAGAGCAGUAUCCUCUCAUAUGCCGCCUACGGCCUGCGAGUCUGAAGUGCCCUGAACUGCUGGGCUUGCUGCGGGUACGGAUGAGGGGGGGCGUAUUCGUGGAUGCGCCGCCGGCCCCAACGUGUGUCGUGACUACAGUCAAUGAUCAAUCCCAAUUGAUACAGCACAGUACAGCACAACGCCAGCACCACCACGGGGUUGACAGACGAGACAAGAUCAGAGGGCGUGAACGGGGGUCCUUGGAACAGGAGCAUGGGGGUUCCAACUCCGACUCGUUCAUUCACAGACGGACGAAUGAGACACCGCUGGAGGUUGACUGGUCCAAGUGGUUCCCUUCCUCGUCCCUGCUUUUCUCUGGAACCGCCUAUGGCUUGGUCUCUGGAGAAAAGGAAAUGCGGAAUGAGUUUGCCCUCGCGUAUCUGCGUAGCGCCGCAGGAGCCCAUCUAGGCCUUCUGUCUUGCUGGUUUUCUCUCCGUGUAUUUCUCUUGUCGUGUGCCUCACUAACCUCCGCCGCCGGUCCCCUCACAUCUUGCCCAGCCAACGACGCGCGAAAGCAUUGGCCGCAUCCGCUCCAGGUACUCGAAUCCACAGCACGCGCUACACAUAACGGCAUCCGCAUAUGCAAUCCACCCUGCACAUCCAUGCCGAACCCGAUAAUGACGAUGGCACGGAUGGGUUCUUUGCUUCCUUUGGGUCGUGGACUCCUGGGGGAAGGGGGGAGGAGCCCAUAUCGUGACCCUGACCCGCACAAUAUCCGUAUUCCCGUGUUUCUAUCCGUGUACGGAUAUCUAUCCACCAAAUGGAUCAUGGGGACUAGGCCCAACGAACGGAUCAACAUAAUGACAUUACAAUAUGACCUAGUCCUGCCGAGGCAUCUUGGAGGACGACUCAUUGUCAUCUACCAACCCAAUGUUUCGUCUUACUCAUUCCAGGAUCAGAGAAACAACUGGAGCACAUGCGGAGGUGGAGGAGCGGAAUCCGUCAACCUGACAAUGCCGCACCGCAGUCAGAGGCUGCGGACAAGUGCGAUUGCGGCUGCGGCUGCGCUUUCCACAUGGAUUUGGAUGUCGAAAAAUGCCCUGCCUGUCAGUUCGUGUCUCAGAGGCGCAUUUCGAAAGCCUCCAGCUGACGAAGAUGAGUGCGAAGCAAUUUGCUACUGGUCGAAUCCGUUACAAAACAACGUAAGCUCAGGGCUUCACGCCGUCGAGAUAUCUCGUUCGGGGGCUGCCAGGCACAGUGGUACGCCGAUACAAUGGAGGUUCAGUAGGUACGGAGUGCAUGCCUCAGACACGGUACGUACACAGCAGCGGUAUGGCGGAAACAACGAGAAACAAGAAUCAGACGGCAGGCGAAGGGGUCCACGCUCCCCUCCACCCCCUCUGUCAUACCUACAGUCAUGGGAAGAUCCCAGAACGUUAGGUGACCAAAGGCCCUCUUCUUCUGCCAUUCUCCAUUGUUCCAAGCUAUCCAUUCGACGGGCUCCUCCAGUUCUGCCCUCCCUCUUCCUCCUAGGCUCCUCCACCUCCACCACCCCGAAUCCGCGAUUCCGCCCAUUGUUACUAUCACCCACACGCAACCCUUCAAUCCAAGAGAGACCCAAUCCGUCCAACCAGCCGCAAUUCUCCAGGUGGCCUAGUGGGCCUGUCAGGGCUCUUCCUCGGAGCGCUGUUCAGGCCGGAGGGGCAGCCACACCGUCACUGGGCACUCGAGACCCAGCAGACAGCAGAUCGAAUACGCGCCCCAAAGGGCCGACAGGGCCGACUGGCAUCCUGCUCGUCGGCUGCUACGGCGCGAAAACAGGAGGGCCUCUUCCGAUCACUCAGCACACCAAACGCUCGGCAGACCCGGCACAACAUGACGCCCUCGCCUUGAGGAUGCUUGUGUCGUUGUCUAUCAAGCACCUCGAUUCACGUGGUGCCUCACCAAGUAUGUACAGCAACAGGUACACGAAGCAAGAUGAAGCAAAGUUACUGGUCAGGCAGUUUACGAGGAGCGAUCGUGUCACAUCAAUCUAUCAGAUGCCAUGGUUUCGCUGGAAAGCAGAGGAAAGAUCGGUGAAGCACCGGUUUUCACCACAGCGGCAUUUGCGUCGAAAGCAUCACCUUGAAACCCUCCCAGGUUCGCUAUGGCAAUACACGCGACGGCAGUCCAAAUACUCGAGCCACCCGGACGCCACAUCCUUGUCAGUGGUUAUUCGGCUGAGGAUUCUUGACUACAGACUAGACUUUUCGUUGUCGCUCUCGCUUGUACUGGCCCAAGUGACAAGAGCCACCCCGAAUCCCGAUAGACUUUACCAACCCCCAGAUCUGGUCGAGCCUUUCUGUGUUCGCUUCAAGCUCCUACCGCUGUACACCUCAGCAACCAUCACCACCAGUCGUCAUCUCGGUCUUGGCUUGCUGUCUGGUGUCAUGAUUCUGCAUCUCGCGGACGACGGCGUUGAGAGGAGGAUUCAGUCUGCUCUCGAGUCUUGGUUGACCGAUCGGCCUUUCUGCCAGGUUACUACUCACUCUCGUAGCCAAGACCGCGUUGACUGGUCCAGGUCCCCAAUUGUUUAUGGAUCGCCAUUCGAUAAACGCUAUCGCAACUUGCUAGGGGUUCCUGGUUUGAAGAUAAACGGCCCUAAUAUGAACCCUGCGCAAAGCCCCAGCAUCUCCGUACACUGUUUGCCUCGAGUCCUCAGGGAGUACAGAGCACUCUGA